Molecule: messenger RNA, 1117 nt
Organism: Belonocnema kinseyi
Lineage: Eukaryota; Metazoa; Arthropoda; Insecta; Hymenoptera; Cynipidae
Exons: 3
Coding region: 123-635 (170 amino acids)
Source: RefSeq, a predicted model, not a curated record
UACGUUUGUUAGAAAAUAGAUUAUUCUAAAUUUUUAGUGCAAGUUUUAAUGAUUAGAUCAUUAAUUAAUAAAAUACAGUGCACAAAUACUUUUUGAUUGGUGAGGCCAUAAUAUUAAUAAUCAUGCGUCGAACAAAAGUGAGUGUAACGCAUUACUGUCCCAACUAUAAGACGGAAUUCUCCUGGGUUGAUGAAGAUAAACAAUGCACGACUAAAGCUUAUUGCAAUGUGUGUAAAAAAAGCAUUGACUUAAGUUCCGUGGGUAAGACAGCUCUAACAAGUCAUGCAAAAGGUAGUAAGCAUAAUUUGAAAUUGAAAUUCCAAAAGGAAAGCUUAAAAGUCGACCGAUUCCUCACACAAAAUUUGACUACAGAAAUAACAGCAGUAGUAUCUGCGUCUGCUCAAAAAGAACCAAGCGAAGGUCUCAGUAAUGCUUUAAAGGACUCCGGUAGCAUGAUAAAGAAUUUUUUGACAUCUGAUCAAUUCACGAGAGCUGAAAUCUUGUGGUGUCUUACUACAGUGUCAAAGCUUUUUAGCAAUCGCGGUGCUGCCGAAGCUGUGACUAUGUUCGCCGACGUCUUUCCGGAUAGCGAAAUAGCCGCCAAAAUGAAGCUACAAAAAGAUAAAAUAGGAUGAACCAUUACGUAUGGUAUAGUUCAUCAGUUUCAAAAAGAUUUACAAGAAUUGUUAGCAACAUCCGGACUUAUAGUUGUGGUCUUCGAUGAAAGCCUGAAGGAUUAACGCAUGCAAUUGGAGACAAGAAUCUAUGUAAGCAUGUUCAGAUUUCUAUGGAUGGCCCUGCUGUUAACUUCCGCAUGCUAAACGAUUUGAAAAAAAGAUAUUAAAGAAAAGUAUCCUGAGAAUCCUAUUCUACUAGAUCUGGGCAGCUGUGGUCAUCAUACUGUACACGGUUCAUUCAAAACUGGGAUGAAGAAAACGGAAUGGGAAAUUGAUAGUUUUUUGAGUUGCCUAUACCGAUUAUUUAAAAAUAUACCUUCGAGGCGAGAAAAUUAUACUAAAAUCAGGAAGUCUGAUAUAUUUCCACUUGAGUUUUUUUUAUAUUAGGUGGGUGGAAAAUAUAUUGGUUUCCUCAAGAGGAGCUGCGAUGUUGUCCUCUU